This is a messenger RNA of Acinonyx jubatus (cheetah), 5009 nucleotides long. It is a transcript of the gene EYA1, whose product is annotated as EYA transcriptional coactivator and phosphatase 1. Gene Ontology annotation, cellular component: nucleus. Bases 1361 to 3106 code for a protein of 581 amino acids. NCBI's taxonomy places the organism in Eukaryota, Metazoa, Chordata, Mammalia, Carnivora, Felidae. Gene Ontology annotation, molecular function: protein tyrosine phosphatase activity. Gene Ontology annotation, biological process: negative regulation of extrinsic apoptotic signaling pathway in absence of ligand; cell differentiation; positive regulation of DNA repair. The record is from RefSeq and is a predicted model, not a curated record. The transcript is spliced from 16 exons.
CCCCCUCUUUCUCUGCCCCUCCCCCGCUCGUGUGGGCAUGCACCAUCUUUCAAAAUAAAGAUGAAUAAACUUAAAAAAAAUAAUAGUACGUACCUGUAGGUCUGCAAGGAUGGUUAAAUUAAUUGGUGAAGCGCUUAGAACACAAUGUGACUCCUAGGAAGUGCUUAAUAUUUAUUGGUUAUUAUUAUUACCAUCAUCCUCAUUAUCAUCAUCUAUGAUCUCUGAACCUCUGCUUUGUGAAAUGGAGAUUGUAGUUUUAUCAUGGUAUUAUGGCAAUGUCUACUUAAAAUACUGAGCAUAGUCACUGGCAUCUACCAUAUGUAUUCAAACACUAGCAGCUAUUAUUAAAUAAUUAAAAAUGUUACAUUAAAAAAAACUCUACUGGGACUGGCUACUGGGUCUCCGUGGGUGGGAGAGGAUAUUUUCUCCUCUUCUGAUGUCCCUCACAUUAUCCAAUGGCUGUUUCAGGUACUCUGAGUACCUGGGCUACCUAAUAAGUACUUGCUCAGUUAAUACGUAAUAAAGGUAGGGUUUAUGUCUGAAUAUUCCUGCAAAUGGGUGAAGAAUGGGAAAAUAUAGGGGAAAAAACAUAAUCUGAGAUGUAAAUUUGGUAGGUUGAUUACAUUUUAGGCAAGUAAACCAUUUUUCCAGAUUGAUAUGAUUGAGGUUCUGAGUCCUAGCCAGCUCAUCUGCUUCCAAUCUUCAUACACUAGUUUAUUUUACCAUCCGCUAAUUUGCAACAUACACUGAUACACUUUUAUUCAAUGCCCUGGUAUUCUGGGACUUUUCCUAUGGCUGUGCCGUUUUUGCUGAUUGUUCAGAUUUCCAGCAGAGCGAUGAUUAAGGAUGAUCAAGGCCUAAUUAGAAAAUGUUUGACUUUGUACUUUUCAAAGAUUUCGUGAAAGCUAUGGUAAGUCAAAGAAAUUUGAAACUACUUGCAUGACCUUGGGCUAGUUUCGCAAACACCUUGAACCUGCGGUUUCCUCACCUUUGAAAGGUGACGAUUAUAAUAUUUCCUAAAGUUGCCAUGAGGAGCAAAAGAGGCAUUGCUUGUAAAGUACUUAGCACAACGUGUGACCUAUAGUAGGUACUCCAUAAACAUCAAUUUCUAUUUAAAGUCUUCCUUUUUUGUUCUGAAACUCUACUGAAAUAUUGCCUAGGUCAUUAAUUGAGAAUUCUUAAUUGAGAAUCUACUGAAAUAUUGCCUAGGUCAUUAAUUGAGCAUUGUUCAUUGAGAAUCUACUGAAAUAUUGCCUAGGUCAUUAAUUGAGAAUUGUUAAUUGAGAAUCUACUGAAAUAUUGCCUAGGUCAUUAAUUGAGAAUUCUUAACAUAAGGGCAGUCUUUUUGUACUGUUUUGCCAUGCUCCAUCAGUGUAACACACUAAAAAUAGAUCCCACUUUGGAAUCUGAAUGUAGGGAUCUGUUAAAAGUCAUUAAAUGGCACGUUUCAGUUAAAACAGAGCCAAUGAGCAGCAGUGAAAUAGUUUCAACAACAGCAGACGGGUCUUUAGACAAUUUCUCAGGUUCAGCAAUUGGGAGCAGUAGCUUCAGCCCAAGACCAACUCACCAGUUCUCCCCACCACAGAUUUACCCUUCCAACAGACCAUACCCACAUAUUCUCCCUACCCCUUCCUCACAAACUAUGGCUGCAUAUGGGCAAACACAGUUUACCACAGGAAUGCAACAAGCCACAGCAUAUGUCACAUACCCACAGCCGGGACAGCCGUACGGAAUUUCCUCAUAUGGUGCAUUGUGGGCAGGCAUCAAGACUGAAGGUGGAUUGUCACAGUCUCAGUCACCGGGACAGACGGGAUUUCUCAGCUAUGGCACAAGCUUUGGUACGCCUCAACCUGGACAGGCACCGUAUAGUUACCAGAUGCAAGGUAGCAGUUUUACAACAUCGUCAGGAUUAUAUACAGGAAAUAAUUCACUCACAAAUUCCUCUGGAUUUAACAGUUCACAGCAGGACUAUCCGACUUAUCCCAGUUUCGGCCAGGGUCAGUACGCACAGUAUUAUAACAGCUCACCGUACCCAGCACAUUAUAUGACGAGCAGCAGCACCAGCCCAACCACGCCGUCCACGAAUGCCACUUACCAGCUUCAAGAGCCACCAUCUGGCAUCACCAGCCAGGCAGUCACGGAUCCCGCAGCAGAGUACAGUACAAUCCACAGCCCAUCAACACCCAUUAAAGAUUCAGACUCCGAUCGAUUGCGUCGAGGUUCAGAUGGGAAGUCACGUGGACGGGGCCGAAGAAACAAUAAUCCUUCACCUCCCCCAGAUUCUGACCUUGAGAGGGUGUUCAUCUGGGACUUGGACGAGACAAUCAUUGUUUUCCAUUCCUUGCUUACUGGGUCCUAUGCCAACAGAUAUGGGAGGGAUCCACCUACAUCAGUUUCCCUUGGACUGCGCAUGGAAGAAAUGAUUUUCAACUUGGCAGACACACAUCUGUUUUUCAACGACUUAGAAGAAUGUGACCAAGUUCAUAUAGAUGAUGUGUCUUCAGAUGAUAAUGGGCAAGACCUGAGCACAUAUAACUUUGGAACAGAUGGCUUUCCUGCUGCAGCAACCAGUGCUAACUUGUGCUUGGCAACUGGUGUGCGGGGUGGUGUAGACUGGAUGAGAAAGUUGGCUUUCCGCUACAGACGAGUAAAAGAGAUCUACAAUACCUACAAAAAUAAUGUUGGAGGUCUGCUUGGUCCCACCAAGAGGGAAGCCUGGCUGCAGCUGAGGGCUGAGAUUGAAGCCCUGACGGACUCCUGGUUGACACUGGCCCUGAAAGCACUCACGCUCAUUCACUCCCGGACGAAUUGUGUGAAUAUUUUAGUAACAACUACUCAGCUUAUCCCAGCAUUGGCGAAAGUCCUGCUAUAUGGAUUAGGAAUUGUAUUUCCAAUAGAAAAUAUUUACAGUGCAACAAAAAUAGGCAAGGAAAGCUGUUUUGAGAGGAUAAUUCAAAGGUUUGGAAGAAAAGUGGUGUACGUUGUUAUAGGAGAUGGUGUGGAAGAAGAACAAGGGGCAAAAAAGCACGCCAUGCCCUUCUGGAGGAUCUCCAGCCACUCGGACCUCAUGGCCCUACAUCACGCCUUGGAACUGGAGUACCUGUAACAGCCACCUAGCACUUUGAAGCCGCACAACUGCCCUGCGACCAGGAACAAACCCAGCAGGCCUGUGUCCUGUGUCCGCGCUGGGAUACCCGACUUCGCGAUUGCAACUCAUUGACGCACAGCUGCUGUCGGUCUUCACCUCUGCCCUUGUGGUCAACGAAGGGCCACACCUAUUUCUUCAGAACAGCUGUUGACUCUAGUACUGUGAAGCCAAUGAAAAUAAGCCAUGAGAAUGUUCUAGUACAGUGUAAUGCGGCUUUGCCGCAUUAACUACAUGGUUCAAACCUGUGAAGAAAGGACCUGCAAACGCUUACGUUUUUCGCAUCUUCAAUGUGACGUAAAGAGCUUCUCCGAUACAGCAAACUUGAUUGCACAACAAAGACUGAAAUGUGUUCCCUGAAGACUGGCGAGGGGAUUUUUCUUGUAAAGAAAGUUUACUUUUUGGUGUCUCAUACCCAGGGUAACCUGUACAUCUCUACUUAUUUAUGAACAGACUUUAAAAAAAAAAAAAAAACAGCUUUAUGGAGGUAUGACUCAAGCACCGUCCAGUUCACUCGGCCAGACUUUUUUGACAGCAAAUAAUUGAAGAGACAAUAUAACACAAGCGAUUAAAGGCCUUUGCCUCACGACACAGCAAGUACUUUGAAUUUUAGCACAUUGCAAAGUAGUUUAAAGUCUGUCUAAUUUAAACGUGUAAUAUGUACAUCACUGAGACAAUCAUGUACAGAGAGAAUUUUGGGUGUAAAUUUGUAAUAAUGGAUGAUUCUUUUACAUAUCGUUUAGAAAAUGAUAUUGAAAGGUAGCGAUGCCUUGAUCGUGAAGUAAGAGGCAGUAUGUGCACAAAGUCAUGCGCGGUGCCUUAUCGACGUACUGGUUAUAAAUAUGUAGAUAACGGAUUUUUUUUUUUUUUUUUAGAUAAUGUUGUCAAGACCAAAAGCAUGGAUGUUAAUAGGAUUUUGUUGUCCAAAUUCUUUUUCCAUCAUCUUUUUUUUUUUAAUGCUGUUAGGAGGACCUUGGUAAGAUAACACAGCGGUGUCUUAAAUCAUUUCAAAAAAUAAAAAACAAAGUUCCUCCUACCACCUCACCUUUUCAUUUUCAACACUAAUGUAUUAUAUGUAACUACUUGAAAAAAAAAUGAUUAUACAAAUGCUUCUUCCCACAGAAAGAAUGUAGAUGAUCGAUAGAUAUAUUUUAUUAAUAAGAUGGCUCAUGAAUUGGAGACUAGCAAACUUUUGUGUGCUCAGACGAUAGGGUCUGCAUCUUCUUGAUUAGAUAAAGGAGGACAUUACCACGUCUCUAGAAAUGAGCAAAACUUUUUGAUUGUUGCUUCUGUUUUCCUCCACACCUUUCCCCGAUCCCCACCCUCCCUGGAAAGUUCAUUGCGGGCAGUGGACAUGGCCCGAUCGUCCUCACGGAGGUGAUUACUAACCUACAGUGUGCAUAAAGCAUAAAGCUGGGAAAUAAAAAUGGUCACCUUUGUUAUGUGAUAAGACAGUUUCUCCAACAGUGAUGAGUUUGGGCACUAAAGACUUCCAUUAUUAUGACAUUUUUUAGAUGAACUUUAUUACAUUGGGGGAAAAAAAACACCAGCUUUAACCCAAAGUAGCUAAAGAGCUACUGUAUCUUUUUCUGAAGUUUCAUGCUGCUGCUAGAAUUAGUCACUCGUGAAUUUUCCAAACUGCUUAAAUUAAUCAAAUUUGGGUUUUUCUUUUUUGCUUGAAACAAACAGAAGUUGACAAUUUUUUAGCCUUUCCAUUUUAUGUUUUUGUACUCUGCAGAUUGGAAAGACAAAGUUUAUCUUGGCUUUACUGUAUAAAGGUGUGUUGUGUCCACAAUCGUGUACAGACUUUUUCUUCAAUAAUUUUGUGUUUAAGUUAAUAAAAUUGAUUUGUGAUGUACUGUAA